Messenger RNA from Erinaceus europaeus (western European hedgehog), 939 nucleotides. Its product is annotated as olfactory receptor 4P4-like. Gene Ontology annotation, cellular component: membrane. NCBI's taxonomy places the organism in Eukaryota, Metazoa, Chordata, Mammalia, Eulipotyphla, Erinaceidae. The record is from RefSeq and is a predicted model, not a curated record. The coding region runs from base 1 to 939 and encodes 312 amino acids. The transcript has a single exon. Gene Ontology annotation, molecular function: G protein-coupled receptor activity; olfactory receptor activity. Gene Ontology annotation, biological process: G protein-coupled receptor signaling pathway.
AUGGACUAUAGGAAUAAUGUUACUGAAUUUAUUCUCUUGGGAUUGUCUAAGAGUAAGCAAGUCCAGAUCCUCUGCUUUCUAUUUUUCUUACUUUGCUACCUGGUGAUUUGGCUGGGGAAUGUGGUUAUCAUGGUUUCCAUCACCUGCAGUCAGCUUAUGGGCCAGCCCAUGUACCUCUUCCUGAAUUACCUGGCAUUCUCAGACUUGUUCUACACCUCCACCGUGACACCCAAGCUCAUGGCUGACUUACUGGCAGAGAGGAAGGUCAUCUCCUAUGCAAACUGCAUGGCCCAGCUUUUCACCACCCACUUCUUUGGGGGAGUGGAGGUGUUUGUCCUCGCAGGAAUGGCCUAUGACCGCUACGUGGCCAUCUGCAAACCACUCCACUACGCCAUCAUCAUGAACAAGCAGAGGUGUAACUUGAUUCUCAUAGCCUCGUGUGCAGGAGGACUUGUGCAUUCUCUGGGCCUCUUUCUUCUUACCAUAUUUUUACCUUUCUGUGGCCCCAAUGAAAUAGACCACUAUUUCUGUGAUGUCUAUCCUUUGCUGAAACUGGCUUGCACUGAAACAGACAAGAUUGGUUUCCUAGUAGUUGCUAAUUGUGGCCUGAUGGCACUGGGGAUCUUCAUAGUCUUGAUGGCUUCCUACUUUAUGAUAUUGUAUCAUGUGAGACUGUACUCUGCAGAAAGCCGGCACAAGGCACUUUCCACAUGCAGUUCCCACGUUACUGUGGUCAUCCUGUUUUUUGCCCCUAUCUUCAUUGUUUAUGUUAGACCUGCCACGACUCUGCCAGAGGACAAAGUGUUCACACUGUUCUACACAAUUAUUGUCCCCAUGCUGAACCCUCUUAUCUACACACUUAGGAACAUGGAGAUGAAAAAGGCCAUAAGGAAAGUGUGGUGCAAUAAAAUGAUUGUGGAUAGGAAACUCCUGAUUUAA